This is a messenger RNA of Brugia malayi, 237 nucleotides long. RefSeq lists its product as uncharacterized. Bases 1 to 237 code for a protein of 78 amino acids. The transcript has 4 exons. The record is from RefSeq and is a predicted model, not a curated record. NCBI's taxonomy places the organism in Eukaryota, Metazoa, Nematoda, Chromadorea, Rhabditida, Onchocercidae.
AUGUGUGUCGUUGGUGCCGUAGGUUAUUUUGUCGUGAAGAAAAAGAGCGCUGCCGGUAUUGCUGCAGCAGUUGGAAUGCGUGAUGAUGUAUCCGCUACCGCAAAACCUAUGGAUCCAACGCCCGAAAUUUCAACACCGUCAACUGGAACAGACUCACAAGGAAUGGAAGGAAGUAAAAGUGGCUCAAAAAAAAAGAAAAAGAAAGGUAGUAAACGAAAGAAACAGAAGAAGCAGUGA